Molecule: messenger RNA, 3049 nt
Organism: Hippoglossus stenolepis (Pacific halibut)
Lineage: Eukaryota; Metazoa; Chordata; Actinopteri; Pleuronectiformes; Pleuronectidae
Gene: adm2b
Product: adrenomedullin 2b
Exons: 2
Coding region: 345-857 (170 amino acids)
Biological process (GO): adenylate cyclase-activating G protein-coupled receptor signaling pathway; positive regulation of heart rate; regulation of systemic arterial blood pressure
Cellular component (GO): extracellular region
Molecular function (GO): hormone activity
Source: RefSeq, a predicted model, not a curated record
GGUUUUAUAAAUGGCAAAGCUCCACUUGCUCCCGAUGUGAGCCCCAAUGACUUUCUGAGUUUCCACCUACUUUGUUGUUGGUUUUUGCGCAGAGUGUUUCCAUCAGCGGUGAGAGGAGCAGUGUUCGUGUGCGCGCAGAGGAUGCAGCGCGCAGGACCGAGGAUGCAGCCGGUGUCACUCCAGCAGGAGAACCUGCGUGUUAGAUAGAAUUUGACAAGUCGUCACUGGAUUUUUUACGCAUCAUAUUGUUUUUACUCCACCCUCACGAGAAAGAAAAAUCAUAUUUUCGUCGCAGGAGUUCCCCAUCUCUCCACCCCGGGACCGUGCGUCUCCGCUGAGCCGCGAUGUGUGCGCUCCCGCCGGCGUGGCUGUGGCUGCUGCUCGGCCUCCUGCCUCUGGAGAUCCAGUCCCGGGCUGUGACUCUGAGGAGCCUCUCUCACAGACACAGGUUGGGUUUAUCCAGAAGUUCUAAACACCCAAAGUCUUCUCCUCACACCACCGCCGUGCCUACUGUGUCUGAUCACGCCGUUGCCACAGACAACCACAUCCCCCUAGGAGACAGUCAUUUCAUCUGGAGAGCCCUGCUGCACAAACAGGCCCAGCUGCACUUGUCCGACCAAUUGCUUGACCAAAGCAAUGUGCUGCAAGAAGCGCCAGUUCGGCCACGUAGGUCAAGAGGUCGUCGUCAUGCCAACAGUGGUGGUGGGCGGGGCCACAGCCACCUGAUGAGGGUGGGCUGCGUUCUGGGCACCUGUCAGGUUCAGAACCUCAGCCACCGUCUCUACCAGCUGAUUGGACAGAGCGGGAGGGAAGACUCCUCCCCCAUUAACCCUCGCAGUCCAUACAGUUACGGCUAAGACCCCACCUCAAAUCCAACAGCAUGUCGACUGAGACACGUUGGCAAGCUACCCAGGCCUUGUGGCUUCGGUGACACACCAAGGGACCAAAAUAAGAUUUUGAUGUACGUCCAUAAAUGGGCUAUUGUGGUUUAUUACAACUUAUGUCUUAUUUCAUCUACUACUGAUGAUCCUUUUCGUCAUUUAUAGAAUCUAGGAGUUAGUCGACAUCGCAAGAAACACAACCAAAACAAAGGGGAAUAGUAGAGCUAACACCUAAACUAUCCAUUGUUAAUGUCCAUCACAGUUUAACACAAACUUACAAGGAAGAAACUUUACUCAUUUAUUUUUUCAACUCAAUUUAGAUUUGACAAAGCAGUGCCUUAUCUCCGUGAUUAUAAUGUACUCAGUGCAAAACUUAAAAAACUAAACUGUAUCGACAAUGAUUAAAAAACAAAUAAACGCAUUAAGACUCAUAGCAAGCCACCGUCCCUCCAAAAUAUGACAUUACAUCAUUGUCAUACAAACCUAAACUUUGAUUAUUUAUAUUUUGAAAACAUUUAAAUCAGCUACAAUCAGUAUUUAUUGUAAUAAAAAUGUAUCAUAUGAAAAGGGACGAUCAUAGCCACAACUUUACAGAUAAUUAUCACCUGAAUCUGCAGCUCCCAUUAGCUUUACAGAGCUUUAGCAAGUAUCAGCUCAUUCGACAGCGAGAAGCUAGUGAACAUUGUGGAGCAUUUAGAAGCUCAUUUAAAGCUAUAUUUUCCUCACACGUUGGUAGGGACCAAAACCAGAGCCAAAACACAGUGACUAUUUGAAAUAUUUGCUAGGUGACAGGAAACAUGACACCAAAUAGCAACUAUGCCGACAGGGUCACUAUUUAAGCAUAAAAAUUAUGAUAGGAUAUUUUAAAGGUAUGUUCACAGGUUGUUUCUGUUACUGCCAUUUCUGCUAUAAUGAUGCAUUCAAUAGAGGUUAUUCAGUAUUAGCUGCUUGCAGAUUAGUUUGAAAGCAAUGGCGCUGGCAUUGAACUCUAUCUCUAACUGUGAAUUUAUGAAAACCGUAAUUUCAGAGGUGCUCUCUAGUCCCUAAACUGGCAAAAAAUGUUGGCGUGUUUGAUAAUCUGACUGAGAACAAAUGCCCUCAGACUAUGGUGUACCAUGUUGACAGAUCUCAGCAAAUACUCAAAUUAGUAAAAUCAUACUGAUGGCCAUGGACACGUUGGUCAACACCAUGAAAAUAACUUUGAAUAAAUCAGAAUUUCUACAUUUUUUACAGUAUGGCAUUUCACUGCAGUUCUGGCCUGCGCAAAGGAGAGAUUCCCCAAAGUAGUCAUUGUUACUGGCCACAUUAGCACCAGUUUACUUCAGUGAAACCUGAUUAUUUGUGUUGUAGGCAUUUCUAAAGUAACAACCAUUUCAGACACUGUGUGUAGCAAAAAAAAAUGUGAAUCAGUGAAGCCUCUGUCGAAACUAGGCGUCCAAUGUCUGCUAUCGUCAUCAGUGGUGAUCCCGCUGAUCUGAAUUUACCUGAGCCCUGAGCUUAUCCAGCCCAUCUCUCAAAAGCUUGAACAAGUAGCUUUACCUCAGUGUCAAACCCAGUUAACCCUUCACCCAAAACCCCACUGUGCAGACCAUCAGCCAAAAUAACCGCUAACCCUAAUCCAUUAUCUGUCUGCACACUUCUUAACAGAUAACUAUUCUUCACGGUCUCAGUAAGCGAACCAGAGAGAAGACAACAAUGCUCUAGAGUGCUUUUUACCUGUGAAGUCUAAAUAUAAGAUGCAAUAUUUAGAUUUUUGCCCCUAGAAAGUCAGUUUUUCUAGCCUUAAAUGGUUUAAUCAAUUCAUUAGGCCUUAUAUUUUGCCUUUCAAGUGUUAUUUAAGGCUUCAUAGUCUUGUGCUUUUCUGUGUAUGUCAAUUCAGCAUUACUCCAGUUUCAGUAGGUGCUCCUACAGGUCAAAUGUUCAUAGGAAUGCAUGAAAGCACUUUAUUCUCCUGUAUAUUCACUAUGACUUGAAUUUCAAACGUUAUUUAACUUUAAAUUAAUGAGACCAGUUUGCUGUGAAUUUUCCACUUUACUAACUCUCCCUGUUUAUGCGAGAACCCCCUCCCCCCAGGCACAAGUGUCCUUCUCUGAACCGCCUGUGAUACUGUUCAUCUCUCUUUGUUUAUACAAUAGCAGCCUUGUGUAAUAAAAACCCAGUCAAACUUU